Molecule: messenger RNA, 678 nt
Organism: Malus domestica (apple)
Lineage: Eukaryota; Viridiplantae; Streptophyta; Magnoliopsida; Rosales; Rosaceae
Product: small ribosomal subunit protein mS79 (rPPR3b)-like
Molecular function (GO): protein binding
Source: RefSeq, a predicted model, not a curated record
AUGACAUAUGAUGUACCAUUCCGUUAUUGGCUGAAAAAUCUCAACUCCUCCUCCGAGAGGAUGUCGUUCUUCUCCAGCGCUCCUUCUGCACCGCCACCCAAUCUAACGUCACCAGCGGUAGGAGCAUUGGCGCCAUCUCCACCGACCUCUACAAAGAGCGCAACCUCAAACGCCUCGUUGAGAAGUUCAAAAAAUCAUCCGAGCUCUAUCGCUUCCGUACCAAACUCCCAUUUAGAGGACACCGUACGCCGUCUCGCCUCCGCAAAACGUUUCAAGUGGAUCGAGGAGAUCCUGGAGGACGAGAAGCAGUACGCGGACUUCUCCAACGAGGGAUUCGCUGUCCCACUGGUUAAGCUUUACGGGAGAAUGCCGGUGCUUGACGAAAUGCCUGAGAAAAACUGUGAGCGCACCGUCUUGUCCUUUAAUGCCCUCUGGGUGCUUGUGUUAACUCCAAGGAUUUUGACAAGGAGCUACAAUGCCAGGUUGUUGGGAUUGGCUUCGGAGAAGAAAACUGACGAGGCGGUUGAAUUGUUCAAGGAAAUGCGGAACAAGGAAGUAAAACCUGAUGUGUUAAGCAUCAAUGCCUUGAUCAAGGGAUUUGUUAAUGAGGGUAAAUUGGAAGAAGCUAAACAGUGGUAUCGUGAACUGGUGAAGCGUAGUUGUGCUCUGCAGAAAUGA